AUGACGGCCCCGACUACAAGCACCGCUCCCAAGGAGCCCAUUCAGUCUGUCCAGGUUUUUGGCAGAAAGAAAACCGCCACUGCUGUUGCAUACUGCAAGCGUGGACAUGGACUCAUUAAAGUGAAUGGAAGGCCGCUAUCCAUUAUUGAACCGCGCCUUCUCCAAUACAAACUCUACGAACCCAUCUUACUGUUGGGCAAGGACCGGUUUGCUGGCGUUGACAUCAGGAUUAAGGUUAAGGGUGGUGGUCACGUUGCCCAGGUUUAUGCCAUCAGACAAGCCAUUGCCAAGUCCUUGGUUGCCUACUACCAGAAAUAUGUGGAUGAAGCCUCCAAACAAGAGAUCAAGGAUAUCCUCAUCAACUACGAUCGUAGCCUGUUGGUCUCCGAUCCUCGUCGCUGCGAAGCCAAGAAGUUCGGUGGUCCAGGUGCCCGCGCCAGAUACCAGAAAUCUUACCGAUAAACUUGUACCCUGUUUGUCAGAGAGCUGGUCUGUUGUAUCUUGUUUUGUGAAGAAAGAAAUACGACAAGCCAAGAUUUCGAAA
Messenger RNA from Daphnia carinata, 544 nucleotides. RefSeq names its product small ribosomal subunit protein uS9 (gene RpS16). Gene Ontology annotation, cellular component: cytosolic small ribosomal subunit; ribosome. Gene Ontology annotation, molecular function: RNA binding; structural constituent of ribosome. NCBI's taxonomy places the organism in Eukaryota, Metazoa, Arthropoda, Branchiopoda, Diplostraca, Daphniidae. The coding region runs from base 1 to 462 and encodes 153 amino acids. The record is from RefSeq and is a predicted model, not a curated record. The transcript has 5 exons. Gene Ontology annotation, biological process: maturation of SSU-rRNA from tricistronic rRNA transcript (SSU-rRNA, 5.8S rRNA, LSU-rRNA); translation.